This is a messenger RNA of Hypoxylon trugodes, 3518 nucleotides long. RefSeq lists its product as uncharacterized. The record is from RefSeq and is a predicted model, not a curated record. The transcript has 2 exons. Bases 160 to 3084 code for a protein of 974 amino acids. NCBI's taxonomy places the organism in Eukaryota, Fungi, Ascomycota, Sordariomycetes, Xylariales, Hypoxylaceae. Gene Ontology annotation, molecular function: nucleic acid binding; RNA helicase activity; ATP binding.
UCAUAGACAGAAUCGAAGUCAAAGUCUACGCCCGCCCAGUCCGAUGCCGACAAAAAGGCUGAACGCCUCGCAAAAUUGGCAGCAUGGAAGAAGAAGCAGGAAGAAAAGGAGAAGCAGAAAGAGCCAACUCCAGGUGGAACCAGGAAGCUUCUAGCUGAAAUGGACGAAAAGGCUAACCCUACACCCUCUAAUGCACUUCCUACAGGAGCUUCUCCAGCGCCAGCAUCACCCGCCGACACUCAUGUUUCUUCGCCGGCAACUCCAUAUGCCGGUAAAUUUGACCCCAAGGCUAUUGCGAAAAAGUCUGCUCCCAAGACACACCCUCCUGCUGCCGCCCCUAAACUAGGCAGUGUUGCGGUUCAACCAGCUUCAAACCCUCCUUCAGCAGCAAAAACUCCGAGUGUGUCUGCUCUUCCGCAAAGUAGAGCUAAAGCAAGCGGUUUCGGCUUCCACAAGCAGAAUGCUGAAGCCGACAAGGUUUCACAAAAACGAAAGUUGAUGCUCGAUGAAGAUGAAGCAUCGGAUAGAAAACUUGCUAAGCUGCCCUCCCUGCCUCUUGGCGACGUUGAUGAUACACCAUAUGAAAAUCAGGACGAAGAGGAAGACGAUGAUGACGCAAAUCAUUUUGUUGGGGACGAAGCGGAAGAGGCCGCCGCCGCUCGAGCAGCUCAAGAGAGACGAGAGGAACGGAUUGCGCAAGAAAACGCCCAACAAACAACGGAAAUGCAAGUCGACCAACCCGAAGAAGAAACAGCCCCGGACACGAACGGCGCGACUCAAAUCGCGCAGUCGAAUGAGGCUAUGGAAGUGGAUGAGGAUGACGUUGACCCUCUAGAUGCUUUCAUGAAUGACCUCGAGGCCAAGCCUGUCGCAGAAAAGCCCAUCAAGGUUACAAGUGACCAAAGUAAGAAUCCUCAAGAGCCUGAAGCAUAUUUCAGCGAUGAUGAAUACGAUUAUCGGAAUGAAAAGAUGGACCCGGAUUCAUUCUUAGCCAUCGCGGCAAAAGCCCGUAAGAAGAAGGAUAUUCCAUCCGUUGAUUACAGCAAGCUUGAUCUGGAACCCGUUCGAAAGAAUUUCUGGGUCGAACCAGCAGAGUUAGCCGAGAUGAGCGAAGCCGAAUUAGCAGACUUACGCGUCGAGCUGGACGGCAUCAAGGUCUCUGGUAAGGAUGUACCAAAGCCAGUCCAGAAAUGGUCACAGUGUGCUUUGUCAAGAAAGACGCUCGACAUCAUUGACACCUUAGGGUUUGAUAAGCCUACACCGAUUCAAAUGCAAGCGUUUCCUGCUAUCAUGUCUGGCCGAGACGUCAUUGGUGUUGCGAAGACAGGCUCAGGAAAAACCCUUGCUUUUCUACUGCCAAUGUUUAGGCAUAUCAAAGACCAGCGGCCUUUGCGAGAAAACGAGGGACCCAUCAGUCUAAUCAUGACUCCAACGCGUGAGUUAGCUACCCAGAUCCAUCGGGAUUGCAAACCAUUCUUAAAGUCGAUGAAUCUUCGGGCGGUUUGUGCCUAUGGUGGUGCACCUAUUAAAGAUCAUAUCGCCGAGUUGAAGAGAGGUGCAGAGAUCGUCGUCUGCACACCGGGCCGUAUGAUCGAUCUAUUAGCAGCCAACCAAGGCCGUGUAACGAACCUAAGGAGAGUCAGCUACGUUGUCCUCGAUGAGGCAGACAGAAUGUUUGAUAUGGGAUUUGAGCCGCAGGUGAUGAAGAUUUUUGCGAACAUGCGCCCGGAUCGCCAGACGAUUCUCUUUUCAGCUACCAUGCCACGUAUCAUGGAUGCUCUCGCUAAGAAGGUCUUGAAUAGCCCUGUAGAAAUAACUGUGGGAGGUAGGAGUGUUGUGGCCUCAGAGAUCACCCAGGUUGUCGAGAUCCGCGAAGAAAACACCAAAUUCGUUCGUUUACUUGAGCUUCUAGGUGAGCUGUAUGACAAGGAUGAAGAUGCUCGCACGCUAGUCUUCGUGGAGCGCCAGGAGAAGGCAGAUGACCUACUAAAAGAAUUGCUGCGUAAAGGGUACCCAUGCAUGUCGAUCCAUGGCGGAAAAGAUCAGAUCGACCGAGAUUCGACUAUUGAGGAUUUCAAGCAUGGUGUCGUCCCAAUUCUCAUCGCAACAUCCGUGGCAGCUCGUGGUCUCGAUGUCAAGCAACUGAAAUUGGUUGUUAACUACGAUGCCCCCAAUCACCUUGAGGAUUACGUACACCGUGCCGGUCGCACUGGACGUGCUGGCAACAAGGGAACAGCGGUCACUUUCGUGACAGGCGAUCAAGAGAAUUGCGCUCCGGGAAUUGCUAAGGCCUUGGAGCAGAGCGGUCAGCCAGUCCCGUCACAACUAGAAGAUAUGCGCAAGGCCUUCAGGGACAAAGUCAAAUCAGGCAAAGCUAAGGAUCAAUCAGGCUUUGGUGGUAAGGGACUGGAGCGUCUUGACCAAGAGAGAGAAGCAGCCCGUUUGAGAGAACGAAAGUCUCAUAGGACGGAAGGCGAGGAAGAAGAAGAGAAGAAAGAUGAGAAAGAAGGCGAUGAUAAGAAGGGCGACAAAGCCUUGUCGGCUAUCCAAACGGCUGCUUCUGGUAUCGUUUCUCGUGACGCUGCUACUCCUAAAAUCGAUCUGGAACCGAAGUUUACUAUCCACAAAAGAGAAGAACCCUCCCCAUCCUCGAACGCGAACAACCCCUUGGACAAGGUCUCUUCCGCAAUCAAUGCUAUCAAUGCUCGUUUGGGCCGUGCUGGUCAACUGCGACCAGGCCAACCAAUCGACAACAAAGGUCCCGACGCAGGCGCGUUCCAUGCAACCCUCGAAAUCAACGAUUUCCCUCAGAAAGCUCGUUGGGCCGUCACCAACAGAACCAACGUUGCUAAGAUUCUCGAAGCUACCGGAACGUCCAUUACCAACAAGGGUACCUUUUACCCGCCUGGAAAGGAAGUGCCGAGUGGUGGUGAACCUAAGCUUUACGUCUUAGUGGAGGGAGAUACCGAGUUAAUGGUAGCUAACGCGAUGGCUGAGCUUACCCGUCUGCUCAAGGAGGGUACCAUAGCUGCUGCUGAUGCAGAUAGUAGGGCUCCUAUUGGUGGUAGAUAUACCGUCACGUAAAAGUACGGAAGGUCUACUUUCUCUUGGGGUUCAGCUGUAAAUCAAUAUAUUAGGCAAGGUAUAAUGCACUGGUGCUAUUUAUUUACAUGGGGUAUUGGCGUUCAGCGGUGGGAAAGAACCAGGCAGAAGUAACAGACGAUGGACAUUCCAUAGAGAUGUUAGAUGGCUGUCGAGAAAAAAAAGAAAUCAGGAAUUCAUAUUCAAAUACCAAACACCCCACGCCUCAGUAGAAAGAUGCUAGUUAUGAGUUCUUGCUUGUGCUGCUUCGUCGGCAUCUCGUUGUCUUAACUCGCUGUUGCUGAUUUCCUUGAGUGUGUCGUUGCGUGUUUGCUUCUUCUGUGCUGCUAAUUGUGUGCCUAGCUUACCAGUAGACUUUGAUGCGAAUGCUUGUGCUCUUGCCUGUUGAUACGUUUAGAAUAAACCACACUAUUAAA